Linum tenue is the source of this 1790-nucleotide messenger RNA. Lineage: Eukaryota; Viridiplantae; Streptophyta; Magnoliopsida; Malpighiales; Linaceae. The record is from the annotation of a GenBank genome assembly.
UCCAGUUCUUGUUGUGGUAAGUAACAACUUAAAAUGAGAGGAAGCCAUCACUUCCAAAGGGAAGUGCUGACAUAUUCAGUGAUGGUGGGUAUGCAAUUCUCCACGGUUGGGAUAAACACACUCUUCAAAGCCGCAACAAUGGAGGGCAUGAGCCCUUACGUCUCUGUCGCCUAUAGCUAUGGAAUCGCCUCUCUUCUCCUUCUCCUUCCUACUCUCUUUUCCCACAGUUCAUCACCAAGAGCUGUUGACGUUCCUCCCCUGACCAUACCAAUCUUGUGCAGAAUCGGCCUUCUGGCACUCGCAGGAAGCUCGUCCCGGCUGACAGGCUUCACGGGCCUUUAUUACAGUUCCCCAACCCUGUCGUCCGCCAUUGGCAACCUCUGUCCAGCUUUUACAUUCAUACUUGCCGUCAUGUUUGGGAUGGAGGCAGUUGCGAUGGGAAGAAGAUCCAGCCAGGCCAAAAUAUUGGGCACAACUGUGUCAAUAGCAGGCGCAUUCGUCAUAACAUUUUACCAAGGUCCGCCGAUCUGUAUCACCCCGUCGGCAUCAUCAUCUCCACUCGACCAUUCUCUUGUUCAUUCCACAGCAGCACAAAACUGGGUUCUUGGUGGCAGUUUGAUCACUCUGCAUUAUGCACUGGGUACUUUGUGGACGAUUCUCAUGACACAGAUAAUGAGUGACUACCCUUCAGAGCUCACAGUAAUCUUCAUCUACAACACAUUUGUAAGCAUUAUAAGUGCAGUUGUUGCUUUGUUUGCUGAAGGAACAUCCUCGAGUGCUUGGAUAAUGAGCUCAAACACCGCACUAGCCUCAGUCAUUUGCACAGGGGUGUUUGGAUCGUGCUUGAACAAUGCCGCUGAAGCAUGGGUGCUGCCGAUAAAGGGACCCGUUUUUGCUAACAUGUUCCUUCCGUUUGGAAUGGUGAUCGCUGUCGCCAUGGGCGUAAUGCUGCUAGGUGAUACUCUGCAUCUUGGAAGUCUCCUCGGAGGGACAGCCAUAUCCAUCGGCUUCUACAUGUUCAUGUGGGGAAAGGUGAAAGACCAAAACGAUGAUGGCACCGCAAAAACAGAGCAGAAUGCCGAUGACCAUAGUAGCAGCAGCAAUGCAGAUAAGGCUCCAUUACUAUAAGCUACCUAGGAACAGAUCGAGGCAGUUUAUGGCGGACUAAAGUUUGCCUGAGUUUCAACAUUUCCCCCCAUCUGCAUUGAUCCUAUGAGCACGAUGCUACGAUGUAGAAUCUUCCAUAAAGAGACAGAGUGGGACUCUAUCCAAUCUUUAAAUUUUCUUAAAACCGAUUCUUUCUGCAUCAGGGAGUGUUCGGAUCGUGCUUGGGCAAUGCAGCAAGAAGCAUGGAUGCUGCCGAUAAAGGGACCUGUGUACGUUGCAAUGUUCACUCCAUUUGCUAUUGUGUUGUCCGUUGCCAUGGAUGUGAUGCUGCUUGGUGAAACUCUUCAUAUAGGAAGUCUCAUUGGAGCGGUGGCAAUAUCAAUCGGCUUCUACAUGUUGAUGUGGGGAAAGGCCAAAGAAGAGGCUCAGAGUGAUGUCGUUGCAAACGCAGAGAUACAUCCCAACGAUGACAGCAACAGUAGCAGUAGUACAGAGAAGGUUCCUCUGUUAUCGCAGAACCAUGCAAUGGGGCCGGUUUAGGGCGGAUCAUCAUGCAUUCGUUUAAUUAGAGGCAAACAUGUACAUGGGUCGUUUGAGUGGACGGUUUAGAUGUUAGUUAAUAUGGUACUAACUCCUAUGAGGUUAGUAAUAUGUUGAAAUGAUUACCACAAAUAACAUCUGAC